This is a messenger RNA of Ochlerotatus camptorhynchus, 2157 nucleotides long. RefSeq names its product mitochondrial DNA helicase (gene mtDNA-helicase). Gene Ontology annotation, biological process: mitochondrial DNA replication. NCBI's taxonomy places the organism in Eukaryota, Metazoa, Arthropoda, Insecta, Diptera, Culicidae. The transcript has 3 exons. The record is from RefSeq and is a predicted model, not a curated record. Gene Ontology annotation, molecular function: single-stranded DNA binding; ATP binding; 5'-3' DNA helicase activity. Gene Ontology annotation, cellular component: mitochondrion. The coding region runs from base 125 to 2155 and encodes 676 amino acids.
CCUUUCCUGCUGCGCGCAAUAUUUAUUUUCGGUCUGAUUUAAAACGCAUUUCGGUGUUGUUGUACAAAACUUUUCUACCAAAUAAUUCUCUACAGUACAAACGGAAAAUGUGUGUUAGGUUAUAAUGAUAUUCAAGCAUCUGUUAUCGUCUUGCUCAAAAACAAAGAACCAACUGCUGCAGGUGAAAGCACGAUCAGCAAACAACGGCGUCACGACACCUCCCAACAAAUCUGUACCUACGCCAGCAGCAUUUAGCGUGUUAAAUGUCCGCUACGUUUCCAUCUUCGAUGGCAAGGAUGACCCAUCCCUACCGGGUACGUCUCUGUUCAACAUCAAGAAAACAGUCAAAGCCUCUCCAUAUGAAUGCACGGAAGGAUUCACAUGCAUACGGACGGUGUGUCCCGUUUGUAACGUCAUACCGGGCCAGACUGAGAGUACCAAGGCAAAGAACAAACCGAUAUACGUCAACAAGACCACGGGUAACUUUACCUGUUCGACUUGUCAGCAUUUGGGACGGUGGGACCACAUCGAGAAGUUUUUCCUGCCGUUCAACAAAAGUGCCCGGACGGUUCAGGAAAUGCGAACGCUGAGGGAUGCAUUUCUGGAGAGCAAAAAGGGAGAUUUCAAAACAUCCAUUGAGCUUCCAAAUGGUUCGGUUAAGGUUGAUGAGAACCUUGCCGCGGAAGUGUGCAGUAAGUUAGGUUUGAAUGAAAUUCCAGGGUCAAGUUUAGUUGCUAUCGGAUCUAGGUGGAAUGCGGAUGAAGGCCAUUUAUAUGUUCCUCUUGUUGACGUAGAAUCUAGGAUAGUUGGUUACAAAGUAAUUAGCCUUUCAAAUCAGACCGGCGAGGAUGUGCUAAUCGAAAGAACCGUUCCCGAAGCGAACUGUUCGGGUUUAGUGUAUUUUAAGUGCUCAGCUGCUUUUGGAACGACAUCGAAACCUACUACCAAAGACCACUCCAACGCCAUUCUGGUACUUAACGUAAUGGAUCUGUUAGCGUUGAGUACUGCUAAAAUUAAUGUAACAGCAAUUUGUCUUCCACAUGACCUCAAAAGUCUACCUCAGCAGUGCCUUCCCGGAUUGGAACGAUUUCAAAAAUUAACACUAUGGUUCAACUACGACACCGCCGGCUGGGACACAGCUCGUAACUAUGCCAAAAAAUUGGACGAGCGAAGAUGCAUGUUUGUACGACCCACCGAUGCACAUCCAACUCCAGCUAAGGCACUUUCGUUGGGGCUUGACCUGAAGGGGAUCUUUUCGAAAGCUCAACCAAUAUUACAUCAGUCCAUCACAACCUUUCACUCGCUACGGCAGGACGUGCUGAGUGAUCUGCAGAAUAUCGAUAAGGUUCAAGGAGUCAAAUGGAAGAGAUAUCCAACGUUAAACAAACUACUGAAAGGGCAUCGGAAAGGCGAAUUGACCGUUUUAACUGGGCCUACUGGUUGUGGAAAAACCACGUUUAUGUCAGAUUACUCCCUAGAUCUUGCCUUACAGGGUGUAUCAACGCUCUGGGGAUCUUUCGAAAUUCGAAACACUCGAUUAGCUUCUACAUUGUUGCGACAAAUGGCCGGACGACCGCUGGACGUGAAUUUGUCCGAAUUUGACUAUUGGGCGGAUGAGUUUGAGCGACUGCCAGUCUACUUCAUGACCUUCCACGGUCAGCAGCCAAUCAAAGUCGUUAUGGAGGCCAUCGAGCAUGCGCAGUACGUGAAUGACAUCCAGCAUGUGAUCAUCGACAAUCUCCAAUUUAUGAUGGGUGUAUCGGAGGAGUCUAAGCAUUUGGAUCGCUACUGGAAACAGGAUGCGAUCAUCGCAUCAUUUCGAACGUUUGCCACCCGGAAGAACUGCCAUGUGACGCUAGUGAUCCACCCCAGGAAGGAACGUGAUACAGAUGAUCUGACGACCAGUUCGAUUUUCGGGGGAGCGAAAGCUUCCCAAGAGGCGGACAAUGUAUUGAUAAUUCAGGACAAACGUCUAACGUCGGUUCGGGGAAAGAAAUAUCUGCAAGUGGCGAAAAAUCGAUUCAGUGGAGAUCUGGGUAUUAUGCCUCUCGACUUCGAUAAGCUCAGUCUGAGUUAUGCUCAGAAGCGAAAAAAGACUGAAUCGGUAGACACCCUCGCAGCAGACCCAGCUGAAACAACAAUCAGUGAUUCCUAGAG